AUGCUUUGCUUCAAAACAGAGAAGAGCGGAAACGACUACGAGAGCAGUUACUCUUCUAACUUUAACACCGGAAACGCAUUCAGUUACCUUUCUAAGAGCUACUUAAAUUUCUCUUCUUUGCUUCACUGUAGGAAUUCAUUCACUCAAUUAGAAGCCGCCUCUAAGGAUAAAGUCUUUCAUCUGCAGGGAGUAGUAGGUCAUGGAGGCUCUGGGCUACUUUUCCCGAAGGAGCUUGUAGCGACAUUUGAGAGACGUUCAGAGCUCCCUCUUCUCUUGAACUUCCAUAGGAGUCCGCUCGUCGUCAUACCGGGCUUAGGAGAGGAUGUUAACAGUGACGAGUCUCUCCCGCGUCUGCUCCGGUCUAUUUGCCAGAAAGAGUUCUCAAACAUCACAGCACUUCUUCCCCGACGGCUAAAAACUAAGAAUGAAGCGAGGCAACUAGCCUGUCUCUACCUAGUAAGGCAUUGUACGCCACCAAAAAGCACUAACCUUGCAGAUAAUAAUAUCAAACUCGAAAAUAAAGUCCUGCUUGCACCGGUCGACUACAAGGCAUGGGCCUUGCUGCAGGCAUGGUAA
This is a messenger RNA of Vicia faba (fava bean), 576 nucleotides long. The record is from the annotation of a GenBank genome assembly. Lineage: Eukaryota; Viridiplantae; Streptophyta; Magnoliopsida; Fabales; Fabaceae.